AUGUAUGAUUAUCGACGGCUUUCAAGUGGUUCCCUAUACGAAAAUCCCCUGAAUUCUGUAUUUCGGACACCAACAGAAAAAGAAAUUGUGCGGUUGGAGGAUAGUAAUAAACAAUUGAUCGAGAAAUGGAGGCAGUACAAGAACGAACUUGAAGACGAGAUAGUGGAAUUUCGGAACCAUAAAAUAUGCUGGUCAUUUAUUAUGUUCUUCACAUGUUUUAUAGCCGUUGAACAAUGUAUCGGACUGAAUGAAUCGUUCAAAGCAGCUUUUUGCGUUCUCUACUUCAUGUUCCUUUUUCGAAUGUUAUAUUUUGAUUGGCGGCGACUAAAAAUGAAAUUAGAAAUGAAAGCGAGUAAUGAAGAUAUCGAAAAUGGAGAAGAAAUCAAAGAAGUGAUCUUCAAUUUGGAAAAAUCAGGAAAUGAGAAAUAUUUGGUAUUUUAUAAGGAACAAUUGAAGCAAUUCAACGAUGCCAAAUCAAAAGAAGUUUCGAUUUUGAAAGAAGAGAUUAGAAUGAUAGAUAAUCAAAAGUACCUAUGGGAAAGAAAUGCAACGGGAAUAUCCCUUCUAUUUGUGUGGAUCGCUCUCAUCCAUAGCGUGAUAAUAGCCGUCGUUAGAGGGGCAAACGGUAGAGAGGUGGAGCUCAUGAUACCAACUCUCCUCAUUACAUACAUUUCAAUUCUUCGAUGGCCUUCAAAACCCAAAAGUUCACAAACUGGAGAACGUGUAGUUAUUGUUUGUUAA
Molecule: messenger RNA, 741 nt
Organism: Caenorhabditis remanei
Lineage: Eukaryota; Metazoa; Nematoda; Chromadorea; Rhabditida; Rhabditidae
Exons: 4
Coding region: 1-741 (246 amino acids)
Source: RefSeq, a predicted model, not a curated record